AUGAUCGCAGGCUUCAGAGAGAAGCUCCAGCGCGCAAAGGACUUCGCACAAUCACUCCUAGGCCGCAACACCUCUGUCCGAGAACCCAUCGACAGGCCGUCCCCCGAGAACGCGAAUGUCACUACCCCAGACGCAACGCCAGCCAGGAUCAUGACCGAAUCGGCCAAAGACGCAGCCGAGACGUCUUCUCAACAUAGCCUGAAGCGCACCAGUCCUCACAAUGAAAAGGAUUCUGGCGACUGGCAAGUCGUCACGCGGCCAAGCAAAAAGGCGAAAAAGGCUCCGCGCCCAGGGAAAGGCUACCCGGCGCUGAAUUUCUCCAGCAAUUCCCGGCUACAGUCCAAGAUCAACUUGAACAACCUUCGGGACCUGGUCACAUACAUAUUUGCAGACGGCAGCGGCCCGCAAUGGAUCGGCGUCUCUCACAGGCCGCACUUCCGAAAGAUUGUCGCCAUCAUGAUUCCAGGGCUGGAAGAGGCCAUGUUCAAGCACAAUGUCGACUUGGGAACGUACAACGAGGCGAGGGACGACCCCGGCGGGCAGCAGCCAGUCCUCACGUCGCCCGACGACUACUACCCGCGCGCUCUAAAGAAGGAGAAGCUUCCUGAGCCGCUGGCCCCCUUUGCGGACAUGUUCCCUCACCUGUGGCCGGUGAAAACCCCGGGCGACGACAGACAUGGCAAAAUGCAUUCGCCCAUGGCUGCCUUCCUCACGGCGCCAGCGCCCAAGGAGAAGACUUCCAGGCCAGGCGGUGUGAAGCCGGCCCCAGAGCCUCAGGGAUGGAAGAACGACAGGACGCCCAUUACUCAAUUCUUGGCGACGGCCGAGGAACUCGCAGAUAAUGGAUACCUUGUCCACCCGGCUCUCUUGCCGGAAGGCGAACGCCGGGACAACUUCGUCGCACCAGAGGGAUGGGUAAUCACCAAGGUCGACAAGCUCCAAGACGCCCAGGUGCCCGACGCCGAAAUCCAAAAGGGCAGCAUGACGGCGGGUCGGGAGGUCCUCGCCCUGGACUGCGAGAUGUGCAUGACGGGCGAGAACGAGUUCGCUCUCACGCGCAUCAGCAUCGUCAGCUGGGACGGCAGUGUCGUCCUCGACGAACUCGUCAAGCCCGACAAGCCCAUCACCGACUACGUCACGCGCUUCUCCGGCAUCACGGAGGAGAUGCUCGCCCCGGUGACGACGACGCUGCGCGACGUCCAAGCCAAGCUGCUCGACCUCCUCCACCCGCGCACCAUCCUCCUCGGCCACUCGCUUGAAUCCGACACCAAAGCCAUCCAGAUCGCACACCCCUUCAUCGUCGACACCUCCAUGCUGUUCCCGCACCCGCGCGGGACCCCGCUCAAGUCGUCCCUCAAGUACCUCGCCCAGAAGUACCUCUCGCGCGAGAUACAAAAGGGCGGCGCCGACGGCCACAACAGCAUCGAAGACGCCAGAACCUGCCUCGACCUCGUCAAGCAAAAGUGCGAAAGGGGCAAGCUCUGGGGCACAUCCGACGCCCAGGGGGAGAACCUCUUCCGCCGCCUCGCCCGCGCCGGCACCGCGUACAAGGCGCAGGGCGGCGACGCGGCUCUCGGCGGCAUCGAGGUGGGCAAGACGAGCGCCGCCAUCGACUGGGGCGAUCCGUCAAAGGGCCUCGGCGCAGGCGCAACCUACCAGCUGGGCUGCCGCUCCGACGAAGACGUCGCGCGGAACGUCAUCCGCGCCGUCAACGGCGACCCGGACGGCCUGGAGAUCAAGGGCGGCGGCGUCGACUUCACAUGGGCUCGGAUGCGGGAGCUCGAGGCCCUCCAGGGCUGGUGGAACAGGAACCGCGUCCAAGACACCAGCAGCGACGGCGGGCCGCCGCAAGACGCCGCCGCAGCCGACACCACCACGUCGCCGCUGGAGCAGGCCCUCACAAGGCUGACGGAGCGUCUUGUCCGGAUCCACGCCGCCCUGCCGCCCUGCACGGCCAUCAUCGUGUACAGCGGAUCGGGAGACCCUCGGAGGAUGGCGCAGCUGCAACAGAUGCACGCCCAGUGGAGGAGGGAAUACCACACCCCGGGCAAGAAGUGGGAUGAGUUAUCCAUCAAGUGGACAGAUGCAGAGGACCAGGCUCUUAGGAAGGCCGCUCAAAAGGCAAGGUCAGGAAUCGCCUUCCUCUCGGUCAAGUAG
Metarhizium album ARSEF 1941 is the source of this 2157-nucleotide messenger RNA. RefSeq names its product exonuclease. The record is from RefSeq and is a predicted model, not a curated record. Gene Ontology annotation, molecular function: nucleic acid binding; exonuclease activity. Bases 1 to 2157 code for a protein of 718 amino acids. NCBI's taxonomy places the organism in Eukaryota, Fungi, Ascomycota, Sordariomycetes, Hypocreales, Clavicipitaceae. Gene Ontology annotation, cellular component: nucleus. The transcript has a single exon.